AUGGAAGAAAUCAACAAAGACGAUUAUCCUGAAGAAGUAAAAGAGCAAGGAGCAGCUGCUCUAAUUCUUUCCUGUCUAACCCAUACAAGGGUUACUUACAAAACUGGUUUGGCUUUGGAUAAAUUGAAAAGCAGUAUCUUUGGGAGUGAAAAGAAGCACCAGAACUCAUAUUCCAGCAGAAAGCGUUCAAGCGUUACUGAUGACCAAGAAGUCUUAAGAAGAAACGAUCAAGAAGGUGAAGACAACAAUAAUGCAGCUGCCAGAAACUUGCCAGGACAGCCACCACUACUAAGCUUAGAACAAACUCUCGGGCUUAUUGAUAAUUACGAUCCUCCUAAAGUCCCUUCAAUUCCAGGGUUAACUGGGUUAAUCGGAAAAUGUAGUUCGCCUUUUGAAAAACAGUUAACAGAGAGUGAUUUGAGGGAUGAUCAAAGUAGGCUGUCGAUAAACAAAGCAGAUGCAAAAGAUUACCUCUACCCUUUGCUGAAUGACGAUGAGAAUCUUGCUGAUGGAAUUAAGGUGACUACUUAUGACCCUAAUGGCAAGGAAUUUGAGAUGGUGAUUAUCAUGGGAAAAUAUUCUAUUAAAAAGAAACGCGCCAAAUAUUCCUCUCAGGGUCGUGCAAGGAAGAGAAAAGAUACCAGGAGAAGUAAAUCAAAGAAGCUGCGGCGUCGUGAUGAUUCGGAGUCUUAUUCCGAUGUUGAUUCAAGAAGUUCACUGUCUGUCUCCUCGUUUGAUUCUGAGGAUAGUUACAGAAUUAGAAGGGCUCGUGCUCGGUCUUUGAGUACUGAGGAGUCUCCUCAUUUGAGAAAGCGAAAAGGGUCCAAAAGAAAUGAUGAAAGGAAGAAAACACACGAGAAGAAGACAAAGAAGAGGAGGAAGAAGAAGGCCAGGAGAGAUUCAAGUGUUAGUGAAACAUGGAGCUGUUCUACUUGUCAGAGUCCUAGUAGUCAGAGUGAUGUGAGUGAAUACAAGAGGCAUAAGGGCAGGCCAGAUAGAAGAGAGGAUGAAAAAAGAAAAUUGGCGAAUAUUAGAAGUGGAGAUAAAAGGAGGAGAUACGGAUCAGGAAGCUGUUCUUCAUGUAGUAGACAUGAUGGAAAUAAUGAUUUUUUGACAUCAGAUGCAAUAAUUGGUGAGAACACCUCAAAGCGGCUGAGGUCUGUUAUUAUUCUUCCAGGGCAGGAUAAUGAGGUAAGAGAACUGGACAAGAAUGAGUAUAAAGAGGAGAUAACAUAUGAUCAUUAUGAUUACCCUUCUUCUAGAAGCAAUGAUAGUAAUGAAGGGUUAAACAACAUGGAGAAAAGGCCUAUAGAAGAUGAGAAAAUAAAAGAUGAUGCUGCUUUCAAUAUUGAAGCCGUUGAACUCACAGAAAGUGAGAAGGUUGGAGAGGGUCAACUUACUAGAAAUAAGCUUGGCUAUGACAUUGACAAGGUUGGGACAAAUGAUACUAAAAAGGAAAAGAAUGAGGCUUCAAGGGUCACUGUUGAUAGUGUGAAUGGCGAUGAUCUGGAGACAAUUUUAAGACAAAGGGCUUUGGAAAAUCUGAAAAGUUUCCGAAGUGGACUUGGAGGGUUCCAAAGAAAUGCUCAGAGUGCUGUUAUUCAGAAGGAUAAGUUUGAUGGUACAGUGAAGGCACCAUCCCCUUCGAUGCCUGAACUAGGCCAAAUUAAAUCCCCCACCAAAGGUGAUGGUGCUAGAAUGGUGAGAGAAGAUUAUGCUCAUUCUUCGCAAAAUGAGAAGAUCACUGAUGGAGAGAUUUGUGGCAGUGAAUCUAGCUCUGCUAAGAAUAAUGUUCAUCUACCUGACCAGGUUGCUAUUCCUGGCAGAGACAAGGUUAGUACAAUUGCUAGUUCUAGUAAAAACAAACCACGGUUGGUUACAUCAGCAUUGAGGCAAGCGUUAUCAAAUGCUUCCACCACCCUGAAAGAAACACCUGCGUCACAGGAAGAAACACCUGCUUCACGGGAAGCAAAUCAGGCAAAGUUGGUCGGCGGGAUUAGCAUAGGUAAGAGUGCCACACUGAAAGAGACACCUGCUUCGUUGGAAGCCAAUCAGGCUAAGUUAGUGAGUGGGAGUAAUGUAGGUAAGAACGCAACAGAUGGUGCUCACACUGUCACCUCUCCCCCAGGCAAUGACAAUGAUGACAAAGCCUCUGUUUCUGCUCCUGCCGAGCCUUCUUCCUGCCUUACAUCUGCAGCAGGAGAUGUUAGCUUGAAUAAAUCGCAAGAUGAAGGCAAAGAAGGCUCACAGUUGGAACAGAAGACAAUGUCCGUGAUGCGUGGUGGGGAAAUGGUACAGGUGAAUUACAAGGUUUACAUUCCGAAGAAAACCCCUCCUUUGGCCAGGAGACAACUCAAGCGGUGA
This is a messenger RNA of Dovyalis caffra, 2364 nucleotides long. The record is from the annotation of a GenBank genome assembly. Lineage: Eukaryota; Viridiplantae; Streptophyta; Magnoliopsida; Malpighiales; Salicaceae.